GCACAUAAAGCCUAAAUUUGGCACGAUGUGUUCAGUUUUUAUCUGGUAGGUCCAGAUCUCGAUUAGUUGCAGUGAAAACGGAAAACGACAGGCUACCAAAAACUUCAUUUUAUAUUUGAAUUACAGGCUUCAAUAAAUUAAUUAUUAUUUUUAAUAUUUCGCUUUUUUUUAAAAGUAUGGACUUCGAAAUAAUGCACAUUGUUGAAAAAAGAAAAUUAAAAACUGCGAAUAAAAUUUUGGUAUUUCUAUCAAACGAGUUCAACAGAAAAAAAAGUGCACAAACUAGAUCUACUUGUGACACCAAUCCUAAUACAAAUCUAAAUCUUUUGAAUGAUGUUCACGCUUCGGAUUUUGAAUGCGAAAUAGAUAAAAUAUGGGCUGAUAGAAUAUCAAAAAAUGCACACUUAUUUAAUGCAACAAAAUUUAGAGUUCACAGCAUCAGCAGUUCAGAAAAUGAAAUGGUUUCAUUAUUUCUGGGCAUCACAGAUUACAAAGAAUUUAUUGGAACCAAUUGGUCUCCAAAUGCAAAGGACUUGCAACAAAGAGGAAUUGAGGCUUUUAGUAAUUCCCAAGCCUUCUUAUCUGAUGCUCUAGGUGUAGGUGCCAGUGUUUUGACAGAGGACAACAAACUUAUUUUACUGAAAAGGAGUGAAUUUUGUGCUGAAGCCCCAUCUUUAUGGGAUGUACCAGGGGGUCAUGCAGAGCCUAUGAAUAUUGUUGGAAGUAAGCCACUGCAAGAUAUUGAUGUUACUACAAUGAGCAGUGCUGAAGUGCUACAUGAAAUCUUUGAUUCCAUUCAGCGAGAAGUGGUAGAUGAGGUUAAUAUACCACUAGAAAAAUUAGGAGAGCCUUUUUAUAUGGGAACACAUCGUAAUAAACUAAGUGCUGGUAGGCCAAGUUUGGCGUUUGCAAUUAGAUGUUUCCUCACAAGUGAAGAAGUGCAGCAAAAAUAUACUGAAGGGAACCAAUCAGAGGCAGAUGAGACCACAAGUAUCAUGUUCAUCUCACUUGAUGAUAUUAGUCGAUUGGUUAUUGAAAAAAAUGAUCUGUGGAAUAUGCUUGCCCCUUCUGCUAAAGGCAAUUUGUCUAUAUUCUGUUUAUCUAAUGCAAGUAAAUUUAUUCAUGGAUACUACUGAUAUUUUUUUAGCCUAUGAUUACUAUGAAAGUCAGUACCAUUUGGGUUUUAUAAAAUAAGGUUUAAAUAAGGUUUUAUGCAACUAGUUGAAGAAGUUAUGUAUAAAUACAUUUAUAACUAUAAUUUUAAAACUUUUAAACUAGUCAAUGUGGGAAAAACAAACUUAUUUUAAAACAUGCAGUGAUUUAAUCUGACUGAAUUCAUCAGUAUUGCGAUCAUCUCAUACCACUCCUAUGGUAUAUGGGUGGACAACUACAUCUCUUCAGAGAAGUUCUUGUCAUAAGAUAAUGUGAGGACAGCCUCUUCUACUUGUUUCCAGGUUCCAUGUUGCAGCCUGCAUGAAUGUGACCUCUCCUUCUACUCCAGAUUUCAUCUUAAGCUAGGAGUUGGCAGGUCUAUUACCAAAGAAUGGUCCAACAAAUGUUAGAUUCUUUUCAAUAUGAAUAUCUGCACUAUCUGUGGCUGUCCUGGUCAUUCUCCAAAUCUCAGGUCCAUACUCCAGCACUGACUUUACAUGGGCAUUAAAGUUGACUAUUUCUUUAAACUGUAUAAAGAGGGCUCUUGUUUUUCCAAUUCUUGCAGUUGUUCAUUCUUGUUGGUCAAGGUUGCUUCUCAGAUGUGUGAAGCACUGCACUUCAUGUUGAUGCUCUUGAUUUAACUGGUCCAGUUAAUUUCAAUAUCCUUGUCUUUUUCCUAUUGAAGAUGUGUCAGCUACCACUUUCCUGCUGAAGUUGAUGAGAGAGAAAUACAAAUAAUAGGUCAUCAAGCUUACUCCAUUGGGUCCACGAUUAGCACUACUAGACAAAAAUGUGACAGCUAUCAUACCCCAGUUCACAUAGUAUACUGUUUUAAUGUUCACCAAGAUGCCAGAUUGUUGGAAGAGUUCAUCUUUGGAAAAUACAAAACUACUUUCACUUCAUAGAUAAGAAUGUGAUUGUACACCAUGUCAGUGCAUCUUGAAUCAAUGUACUUUGGGAUAUAUUAUUAUAAUUAAUAUAAGUAUACAUAUUAUAUAGGAUAAUUAAAUAUAAGUUGGUGCUUUAUUGUUGUUAUAAAUAUUAAAAUAUUUGUAACUGAUGGAAUUUUUAAUGUUUGAAAAUAAA
Molecule: messenger RNA, 2238 nt
Organism: Physella acuta
Lineage: Eukaryota; Metazoa; Mollusca; Gastropoda; Physidae
Product: uridine diphosphate glucose pyrophosphatase NUDT22
Molecular function (GO): GDP-mannose hydrolase activity
Source: RefSeq, a predicted model, not a curated record